UUUCCAACGCUGCUGUCUGAACCUCGAAACUUAAAACAGUAGCACCGUCGAAGCCAAGAAGAAGCGGAGGAUGUUCAUGUCACUUUCGUCUUUCUCAGCACCCUUCUCGUUCUCAGAACCUUCGGUUUCCAGACCCAUAACAUCUCUUUGCUCAACUCCUCGCAAAAUUUCUCUUCGUAUUUUCCCGGAUGCUGUAGACAACUUUCAUUCCUUAACGGGCAGACGCCUUGUGUGCUAUGGUGGAGGUGCCAAAUUAUGCAGAAGAUUUUAUGGCUUAAAACUAUGGAUACUUGAGAACAUAAACCUUCAGCAGAGGAAUAGAAAACGUGGACGAGCAAAUGAGUUUAAAAGUAUAAGAAGUGAAGAGAAAGACCCACUAACAAAUCAUUUGGAAACUACUUCAUCAUUUGGAGUAGGAGAUAUACGUUUGCAGAAUGAUUCUAAUGAAAAAACCUCAACAACUCUACAACAUGAAGCAAGUUCUUCCCCACAUCAUCAACCUGACGGGUCUAUCGCUUCUAUGGAAUCUAAACCUGUCAUACAAGCACAUUCCUCCAGUUUUUCCUUUGAGGGUCGUGAAGCACCCUCACUCUGCAUUGCUGUCAUAGGAGCCACUGGAGAGCUUGCAAGGACAAAGAUUUUUCCAGCAUUAUUUGCUUUGUACUAUAGCGGUUUUCUCCCUGAGAAUAUAGGUAUUUUUGGAUACUCAAGAAAGAACUUGACUGAUGAAGAGCUGAGAAACAUUAUAGCUUCAACUUUAACUUGCCGCAUUGAUCAUCAACAAAACUGUGGGGACAAAAUGGAUAUUUUCCUCAGUAGAACAUACUACCUUAAUGGAGGUAAUGACAAUAUACAGGGGAUGUCAAAGCUCAACACUUUGAUGGAGCAGAUUGAGGGGGAAUCUGAAGCCAACAGGAUUUUUUACCUUGCUGUGCCACAAGAAGCUCUUCUAGAUGUCACAUCCUCUCUUGCCCGUAAUGCACAAACCCAAAAGGGUUGGAAUCGUAUAAUCAUUGAGAAACCUUUUGGCUUUGAUGCACCGUCUUCUUAUCAGCUGACACAGUCUCUUCUUUCCAAGUUCGAGGAGAAGCAAAUAUACAGGAUUGAUCAUCUUCUAGGAAGGAACCUGAUUGAAAACCUCACAGUUUUGAGGUUUGCUAAUUUAGUUUUUCAGCCAUUGUGGAGCCGUACUUAUAUUCGCAAUGUGCAGGUCCUUUUAUCAGAGGACUUAGGUGUGCAGGCAAGAAGGUAUUUUGAUGGGUAUGGCGUUAUCCGUGACAUAGUGCACAGUCAUAUACUGCAGACAAUAGCUUUGCUUGCCAUGGAACCUCCUAUAAGUCUUGAUGGUGAAGAUAUUCGAAAUGAAAAGGUUAAGGUUCUAAGAUCAAUCCGCAAAAUGGAACCCAGUGAUGUAAUUCUUGGCCAGUACAAAGGGAGUACUGGAGAUAAAGUUGAUGUAUGUUUGAACAGUCUGACCCCCACAUUUUUUGCUGCUGCAUUAUACAUUGACAAUGCACGUUGGGAUGGUGUGCCUUUUUUGAUCAAAGCUGGCUUGGGGCUCAUCAAGCACCGAGUGGAGAUACGCAUACAGUUUCAGCGUGUUCCAGGGAACCUCUAUCGUGACCGUAUCGGGCAUAAUUUUGAUCUUGGGACGAAUGAGCUGAUUCUACGUGAUGCACCUGAUGAAGCCAUUCUAGUCAGAGUUAACAAUAAGAUUCCUGGAUUGGGGUUGCAGUUGGAUUCUCCAGAAUUGAAUUUGCUCUAUAAGGACAAAUAUAAAGUGGAGGUGCCUGAUUCAUAUGAGCAUCUUCUUCUUGAUGUCAUUGAUGGGGACAACCAUCUGUUCAUGAGAAGUGAUGAGCUUGCAGCUGCAUGGAAUAUUCUAUCUCCAGUUCUGAAUGAGAUGGACAAGAAAAAUUCAGUACCUGAGCUAUAUGAAUUAGGGGGUAGAGGUCCUGUUGGAGCAUACUAUCUUUGGGCGAAACAUGGGGUUCCAUGGGCGGAGGAUUAGUGAAGAUUUUGUUCGUGAGUUCUUGCUGCGAACCAACUACAAAAUGUGAUAUAUAUAUAUAUAUAUAUAUAUAUACAAAUCAUUUCAC
Juglans microcarpa x Juglans regia is the source of this 2099-nucleotide messenger RNA. RefSeq names its product inactive glucose-6-phosphate 1-dehydrogenase 4, chloroplastic. The record is from RefSeq and is a predicted model, not a curated record. Gene Ontology annotation, biological process: glucose metabolic process. NCBI's taxonomy places the organism in Eukaryota, Viridiplantae, Streptophyta, Magnoliopsida, Fagales, Juglandaceae. Gene Ontology annotation, molecular function: NADP binding; glucose-6-phosphate dehydrogenase activity. The transcript is spliced from 12 exons. Bases 71 to 2011 code for a protein of 646 amino acids.